AUGAGUCAGAUUGCUCAAGCGUUGAGCAGCCAGCAUAAGCCAGGGCAAUUCCCAAGGCAGCCAAUUGUAAAUCCUAAGGAUUGCAAGACAAUUCACUUGAGGAGUGGGAAGAGUUAUGAGGGUCCUUCUAUGCCAGAGACCCCACCAAAGCCUGUAGCUGAGCCAAACACUUCACCAAUGGAAGAAGCAGAAGUUGAGACAAAAAAUGAUGAACUUGAAACAUCACCUCCUGCAGUUCACCCUCCUGAGGUGAACACACUAGUCAAGCCAACAGAGGUCAGAGUACCAUUUCCCCAUGUGCUGCAAAAGAAGAAGAAAGAUGAUUUGUUCUCCAAAUUCUGGGAGAUCUUCAAGAAGGUACAUAUUAACAUUCCGCUGAUUGAGGCACUACAGCAAAUGCCUGGAUAUGUUAAAUUUCUUAAGGAGACUGUCUCCAAAAAGAAGAAGUGGGGGCAAUAUGAAACCGUUAACUUGACGAAAAACUGUAGUGCAAUUUUGCAAAGGAAGCUUCCUGCCAAGAUGAACGAUCCGGAGAGCUUUACUAUUGAAUGA
Messenger RNA from Salvia splendens (bonfire salvia), 552 nucleotides. RefSeq lists its product as uncharacterized. NCBI's taxonomy places the organism in Eukaryota, Viridiplantae, Streptophyta, Magnoliopsida, Lamiales, Lamiaceae. The transcript has a single exon. The coding region runs from base 1 to 552 and encodes 183 amino acids. The record is from RefSeq and is a predicted model, not a curated record.